Molecule: messenger RNA, 2425 nt
Organism: Hemicordylus capensis (graceful crag lizard)
Lineage: Eukaryota; Metazoa; Chordata; Lepidosauria; Squamata; Cordylidae
Gene: STARD3NL
Product: STARD3 N-terminal like
Exons: 9
Coding region: 436-1140 (234 amino acids)
Source: RefSeq, a predicted model, not a curated record
GAGAGAGUGACGUAGCCCCACCCACGGUCUCGCGCUGCUGUCGCCGCCUCUCCUCGUCCUCCUCGCGCUGUCUCGCUGGUGGUGCUGCUGCUGCUGCGUUUCCCGCUUCUCGCCCGGCGUCGCCUCAGAGCGCCAGUGGGCGGCUUGUUGCCAGUUUCGGCGACCCGGGCCGUGCCCUAUAAUCGCUGCUGUUGCAUUCGCCCGCCUUGGCCUCGGCUGAGGGAGCUGCGGAAGCCACUUGAGGCGGGUCCACCUCGCCCAGCUUCACCCGCCCGACGAGAACAGGCGGAAACGGCGCGUCCUGGGGUCUAGGCCAGGCUAGUGUCUGGAUGGGUGACCGGAAAGAAAUGCAGGAUAUAAAUGAGAAGUCUCCUAUAUGGAUGUGCUUGGUAGUGAUGUUGAAGCUGGAAAAACCCUACUGUAACCAAAGCCAGAAUGAGUCGGCUGCUAGAAGAUCAAGAAAAUGCUCAAGGCAGCAGUCUUGGCUCCUUUCCUUCUUUACGGGAUGUUCAUUCUAUUAACCCGGCUCAGCUGAUGGCCAGAAUUGAGUCCUAUGAAAACAGAGAGAAAAAAGGCAUAUCUGAUGUUCGAAGGACUUUCUGUCUGUUUGUUACCUUUGACCUCUUGUUUGUAACCUUGCUGUGGAUAAUAGAAUUAAAUGUAAAAGGGAACAUUGAGAAAAUGUUAGAAAAAGAAGUCCUUCAGUAUGACUACCAUUCUUCUUAUUUUGAUAUCUUUCUCCUGGCAGUCUUUCGAUUUAAAGUUUUGAUACUUGCAUAUGCUUUGUGCAGACUGCGACACUGGUGGGCAAUAGCAUUUACAACAGCAGUAACCAGUGCCUUCUUAUUAGCAAAAGUAAUUAUCUCAAAGCUGUUAUCUCAAGGUGCUUUUGGCUAUGUGUUGCCCAUCAUAUCUUUCAUUCUUGCCUGGAUAGAAACCUGGUUCUUAGAUUUCAAAGUUUUACCACAGGAAGCAGAAGAAGAAAAUAGACAACUUUUGGUGCAGGAUGCCUCUGAGCGAGCCGCUCUUAUUCAGCGUGGGCUUCCCUCUGAUGGGCAGUUCUAUUCCCCUCCGGAAUCUGAAGCAGGAUCUGAUGAAGAAUCUGAAGAAAAGCAGGAUAGUGAGAAACCAGUUGUAUAGCAAAUAUGGCAAUAACAGGCAGGUGGUUCUUUAGAGUAGAUGAAUCUUGUGUGAAGUGCUUGUUAUGAAAGUCUAGAUUUGUACAGAAAUGAGUAACUAUAAUCUAGCCUCCAUGCUGUCUUGCCACCAACUAAUUUAUGCUAACAGCGUGAUUUGAAGAUUUGAUUCUGUGUGUGGUUAGCAAGCCCUUUGGAACAAGGCAGUAUUGUGUGGUGGUUAAACAUUUCAUCAGUCUCUGAAAUGUCAAGCAAAGCGCCAACAUAUUUGGUGCUUUUUCAUUAUAGCUUUUCAUUUCUACGUGCUUUACUCAGUGUCUUGUUUAGUAAAAAAAACACAACUAACUUUUGUAAUGAAGAACUAGGUAUUAAACUUGUUUUGUAUAGUUGCUCAUGAGGCCCCCUGACAUACAUUUUCAUUCUUUAGGCCUAGUUCUUAACCAGAUAAAACAGUAAACCUGUGCUUUGGUUGUUCCACUUUAGUCUUGGAGGGUUCAUUUGACUGAACAAAGAAACUUUUUGCACUGAGAAGGUGGUAUUUCUGGAAGGAAGCUAGGCUCCUACUCUUUCUUGGCAUACCUAUUUUGUAUCAAUAGGUAAGACUUGAUAUAAAAGAGCAUUCAGCUGCAUGAGCCAUGCUGUCUGAUGCUAUAGUCAAGAGCACAGGUUUACCGCCUGUUUUGUGAGAACUAGAUGCAAGAUGGACCUGAACUGCUAAGCUAAUCUCUUUUGUAAGCUGUUUGGUGGCUAUCAUUUUCCUGCUAUGAAAUGUAUGGUUUUCUUUUACAGAGUGAAAACCAGACUCCAAAGUUGCUCAGGAUUUGCUAUUCUUCGACUGUAAGAAUGAUAUCUGUAGUUGACUUACUAUUGGAACUCAUAGCAGAAUCAUUUAUUUAUUUAUUUAUUGAUCAAGGGCAUACAUGUCCCUGUGCUCUAUAAUACCUCACCAAAUCUCUAUCAUGUCUGCAUAUAUAUAUAUAUAUUGGACUGAAUUAUGCCUAAUAUGGAAAAGUACUUGUCUAUAAUGUAUUCCAUGAUGCUUGAAACUGAUUUUCUAAUGAUCAGGAGGCCACUGGAGAGUGGUGUGCUUGUGAAACUAAUCAGUGGUUCUAAUACUAUAUGAAGUAAUGCCGUAAAAUGAAAGUCUGGCUAAUGGGAUGAUUUGAAUUUACUAGAUUGUUGUUAAUUUUCUGCUAAUUUUACACUUUGUUUUUAAAAAAAUGUCUUUUUUAAGAUGGAGUUAUGCACUCUUUGUAAAGGAACACAUUAAUAAAAAUGUGCCAUCAGAA